Penicillium malachiteum is the source of this 4593-nucleotide messenger RNA. Its product is annotated as sulfite reductase (NADPH) subunit beta. Gene Ontology annotation, cellular component: sulfite reductase complex (NADPH). NCBI's taxonomy places the organism in Eukaryota, Fungi, Ascomycota, Eurotiomycetes, Eurotiales, Aspergillaceae. The transcript is spliced from 4 exons. Gene Ontology annotation, molecular function: FMN binding; heme binding; iron-sulfur cluster binding. The record is from RefSeq and is a predicted model, not a curated record. Gene Ontology annotation, biological process: sulfate assimilation. Bases 1 to 4593 code for a protein of 1530 amino acids.
AUGGCGUCUAUUACAUCCGCUGGCGAAGCCGUGGCCAGAAUCGCCUACCUGGCCAGCGACCUCGUUCUCUCUGUCCAGCCAUCUCUCCGGACGGAUUCCCUGUUCUCCAAGUCCCUCAAGGCUUUAAAAUCAACCAAGACAGCUAGUGUAGUGUCUAGGGACUCCCCUGAAGUGCAACCUGUGCGCUUCAACGAAGACCCUCUCCUCUCUGCUUUCUACCCUCUCCAGAAAGGCGAGACUGUUUCAGUUGUUACUGGAUCCUCUAUUUUGAUCUCAUCUGUCCCUCACCUGUACCGCCUUGCUAGCUACCCGGUCGUCAUUCAUGUCGCUCUGGAAUCCUCCCCAUCACCGGACUACUCCGUGAUCAGCUCCAUUCGCCAAUGCGGCUUUACAUUCCUGCACUCCGAGACCGUGCAAGAGGCUCAGGACAUUGCUCUUACUGCUCAUGCUCUGGCUAUCAAGUCUGGAAAGGGUGUUAUUCACUUCUUCGAUCCUGCCAACUCCGCCAAGGACUCUCCUAUUUCUGUCGAGGACCGCGAAGUUGUACGAAAGGUUCUUAACCUAAGUGGAAGCAUUGCUUCUCACAGUGCCACCGGAGAGCAGAAUUUAUAUGCUGACUCCGGCCGCGUGGCUACUGUUUCCGCUGAGGCAGUUGGUACUGCUCCUGCCCAGGGUGAAGUUUCCUCCAGCUUGCCCGCAGCCUCUCAGACUCAGACCCCAUCAAACGUGAGCGUCGACAACUCUUCUGUUGGCUCAUCAAGACGUGAGAGCAGUGCUGGAAGUGAAGCUCCCAGCUCCACUGCUACUACUGUUGAGAAUGCUAGCGUUCGCCCUGUCAACGCUGCCGAUAUCUUUGAGUGGACAGCUCAGAUCUGGGAUGCUAUCUCCCAAGAAGUCGGCCGCAGCUACAGUGCCAUUGAAUACACUGGCCCUGCGGAUGCUAAGUCUGCCAUCUUUGCCUUUGGAUCUACUGGAGUUUUCGUGGAUGCUUUGUCCAACGUUGGUGCUAACGCCGAUCUGGAGAAUGUUGGUCUCAUUACCGCCCGCGUCUACCGCCCAUGGGUUGGUAGCCAGAUUGUGAACUCCAUUCCCACUUCUGUCGAGAAAAUCGCCGUUCUCGAGCAGGUUCGCAAGACCACCAAGUGGGGACCUUCAUUCAUGGAUUUGCUUUCCAGCUUGACCCCCUCUACUGUUCGCGGACAGGAGUUGAAGAUUGUUGGAUACCGCCUGGGAUACGUGGAGCCCUCCACCGCUGUCCAGGCCCUGCGUGGAAUCGUUCAGAACCUCAAUGCUCCCUCCCCUAUCCAGAACCUGGAUAUUGGAAGCUCCAAGGCCCCUGCCCCUCAAUCUACUCUCGAGCAGCCCCGCAUUGAGAACGCCUACGUCAAGAUUUUGAACCAACUCUUCGGAGAGAGUCUCUACAUUGCCAACCAAAUUGAUGCCAAGGAUGCUGGUAUCUCCUCCACCAUUGCCGCUAGCCCUGAAUAUGGAUUUGGUUCUUUGAUCGCUCGCAAGGAGCACCGCACUCGCUUUAUUAAGGAAGUCGAGGAAGCCUCCAAGUCUACCACCUUCGCCACAGAUACCCCUAAGACUUGGUUGUCUCGCUGGGCUUUGAGCGCCAAUGAAAGCGCUAAGGCUAACAAAAUUGCCCCCGAUGUUAUUGCUCGCCUGGCGAACGAUGGCUCUAAGCUUUCUCGUGAGCUCUUGCAGUCUAAGAAGCUGUUCUACGACGAGUCUCAGUGGCUCAUUGGUUCCGAUGCCUGGGCUUACGAUCUUGGAAACUCCGGUGUUCACCAUGUUCUCGCCUCUGGCGCUAAUGUCAACAUGCUGAUCAUUGACUCGCAACCAUACUCUGAACGCACCGCUGCGGACCCCACUCGCCGCAAGAAGGACAUUGGUCUCUACGCCAUGAACUUCGGCAAUGCUUACGUCGCCUCUACUGCCGUGUACAGCUCAUACACUCAGGUACUGCAGGCUAUGGCUGAGGCUGAGCAGUUCAAGGGUCCCUCCGUCGUUGUUGCUUACCUCCCCUACAACAAGGAAGAUGAUUCCGCUCUCACUGUUCUCCAGGAGACCAAGAAGGCCGUUGAGCUUGGCUACUGGCCCCUCUACCGCUGGAACCCUGCCAACGAGGAGAAGGGUGAGCCCAAGUUCGCUCUGGACUCAGAGCGUAUCAAGCGUGAGCUAGAGGAGUUCCUUCGCCGGGACAACCAGCUUACACAGCUCAUGAACCGCCAGCCCAAGUACUCAGCUGUUCUCUCUGAGUCUUACGGCACCGAGGUCCGGGCUCUGCAGAAGCGCAAGGCUAAGGAUUCAUAUGAGAAGCUCUUGGACGGUCUCUUCGGUGCUCCUCUCACCAUUCUGUUUGCUUCUGAUGGUGGCAAUGCCCAGAACAUUGCUAAGCGUCUUGGCAACCGUGGUCGUGCCCGUGGUCUGAAGACUAUGGUCAUUGCUAUGGAUGAGUACCCCGUCGAGGAUCUGCCCACCGAGGAGAACGUUGUGUUCAUCACUAGUACUGCUGGCCAGGGUGAAUUCCCUGUUAAUGGUCGUUCUCUGUGGGAGCAUGUCAAGAACUCUGGUGACCUGGAUCUUUCCGCCAUCAACUACUCCGUCUUUGGUCUGGGUGACAGCCACUACUGGCCGCGCAAGGAGGACCGUAUCUACUACAACAAGCCUGCCAAGGACCUCGACGCCCGCGUUGCUUUCCUGGGUGGCCGCAAGCUUAUUGAUACUGGUCUGGGUGACGACCAGGACCCUGAUGCUUACCAGACUGGUUACUCUGAGUGGGAACCACGCCUGUGGCAGGCAUUGGGUGUUGACAAGGUCGAGGGCCUGCCCGAGGAGCCUGCUCCUAUGACCAACGAGGAUAUCAAGAUCCAAUCCAACUACCUUCGUGGUACCAUUGCCGAGGGUCUUUUGGAUGAGUCCACCGGCGCUAUUUCUGCCAGUGAUCAGCAGCUCACCAAGUUCCACGGUACCUACAUGCAGGACGAUCGCGAUGUUCGUGAUGAGCGCAAGGCUCAAGGUCUUGAGCCCGCCUACAGCUUCAUGAUUCGUUGCCGUCUCCCCGGUGGUGUCGCUACUCCUAAGCAGUGGCUGCAGAUGGAUGCCAUCAGUAGCUCGCACGGUAAUGAGACCAUGAAGCUCACUACCCGUCAGACCUUCCAGUUCCACGGUGUUAUCAAGCGCAAGCUUCGUGGUGCCAUGCAGGCUAUUAACCAGUCUUUGAUGGAUACUAUUGCUGCCUGCGGUGACGUUAACCGAAACGUCAUGUGUAGUUCCCUUCCCGAACUCUCUGAGUUCCACCGUGAGACUUGGGUUUGGUCCAAGAAGAUCAGUGAACAUCUCCUCCCAUCUACUACCGCCUACCACGAGAUUUGGCUCAAGGACGAUGCCGACAACAAGAUCCAGGUUGCUGGAGAUGCUGUCGUCGACCACGAGCCCCUUUACGGCCCUACCUACCUCCCCCGAAAGUUCAAGAUCACAAUCGCCAUCCCCCCUCACAACGACACUGACGUCUAUGCCCACGAUAUUGGUUUGAUCGCCAUUAAGGGUGCCGACGGACACCUGGAGGGUUUCAACGUUUUGGCCGGUGGUGGUAUGGGUUCGACCCACAACAACACUAAGACCUACCCCCAGGUUGGUCGCAUGUUCGGUUUCGUCCCUAAGGACCAGGUCCACAUCGCUUGUGAGAAGAUCAUGCUUGUGCAACGUGACCACGGUGACCGCAAGAACCGUAAGCACGCCCGUAUGAAGUACACCAUUGACGAUAUGGGUGUGGAGGGCUUCAAGGCCAAGGUCGAGGAGUUGAUGCCCGAGGGUCUGCGCUUUGCCGAGCCCCGUGCCUUCAAGUUUGCCUCUAACGUCGAUAUCUUCGGCUGGCUGAAGGACGAGAAGGGUCUCAACCACUUCACCUUCUUCAUUGAGAACGGUCGUAUCGAGGAUACCUCUGACUUCAAGAUGCGCACUGGUCUCCGUGAGAUCGCCUCUCUCGGCAAGGGAGAGUUCCGUCUUACCGGUAACCAGCACUUGAUCAUGUCCAACAUUACUGAUGAGGACCUGCCUCUCAUUAAGGAGACUAUGGCCAAGUACAAGCUUGACAACACAGCCUUCUCUGGACUGCGUCUGUCUUCUUCAGCCUGUGUUGCUUUCCCCACUUGUGGUUUGGCUAUGGCUGAGUCCGAGCGUUACCUGCCCGUCCUCAUCUCCAAGCUCGAGGAUACCCUCGAGGAGAACGGUCUGGCCCGGGAUAGCAUUGUCAUGCGUAUGACUGGUUGCCCCAACGGUUGUGCUCGCCCAUGGCUUGCUGAGGUUGCCUUUGUUGGUAAGGCCUACGGUGCUUACAACAUGUACCUGGGUGGUGGUUACCACGGUCAGCGUCUGAACAAGCGCUACCGUUCCUCUAUCAAGGAGGAUGAGAUUCUCGACAUCAUGAAGGAUCUCCUCAAGCGCUACUCUAAGGAGCGUAACACCGACGGCGAGACUCCUGAACGUUUCGGUGACUGGUGUAUCCGUGCCGGUGUCAUCAAGGCCACCACUGAUGGAACCAACUUCCACGAGGGUGUCGCCGAAGAUGAGGAAGAAGAGGAGUAA